This is a messenger RNA of Gaeumannomyces tritici R3-111a-1, 1073 nucleotides long. RefSeq lists its product as hypothetical. The transcript has 4 exons. Lineage: Eukaryota; Fungi; Ascomycota; Sordariomycetes; Magnaporthales; Magnaporthaceae. Bases 136 to 993 code for a protein of 285 amino acids. The record is from RefSeq and is a predicted model, not a curated record.
AAAUAAUUUGUUUCAUCAAAGCAUAUCUCCGAUACUGUCCUGACUCUGGCCCAUCCGUUUGUCACCUACAUACCUCCCACUAACACCUAUCAAACGCGCAGAUCCGAGCCAAAAUUGCCGACGAACAGCGACGCGAUGACGGGCAAUGGAGAAAGCAAAGACAAUUGGUCCUCAGAGGCCUACCAAAACGCGGCAUCGUUUGUGCCCAAGCUGGCCGUCGAGGUCAUGAAGUGGCUCGACCCGCAGCCGGACGACAUUAUCCUCGACAUAGGAUGCGGCGACGGCGUCCUUGACCUCCAGAUCGGCGAGGUGCUGGCCAAAGGCAGCGGGUCUCUGCAUGGCAUCGACAGCUCGCUGUCCAUGAUCGAGGCUUCCAAGGCUGCGGCUGCUUCUGCUGGUUUCGAGAACCUGACCUUUGAGGUCCACGACGCAGCCGACCUGGUCAGCAAGCCCGAGCUCCAGCAGGCCAGGUUCACAAAGGCCUUCUCCAACGCGGCCAUGCACUGGAUCCUGCGGCCCGAGGCGGCGCGCGAGGUCUUCUUCCGCGGCGUGCGCGAUGCGCUGUCCCCGGGGGCCACCUUCGCCUUCGAGAUGGGCGGGCUGGGUAACGUGGCCGAGCUCAAGGCCGGCAUCGUCGGGGCGACCGCGCGCCGCAUCGGCCUGCCGGCCGCGCUCGAGGCCUGCCCCUGGUUCUUCCCGGACGAGAGCUGGGUCAGGCGCGUGAUGGAAGGGGAAGGGGAAGGGUGCGGCGGCGGGUGGAAGGUCGAGCGCGUCGAGAGGGUCUGGCGGCCCACCGACGCCGACGCGGGCGGCGUCGACGCCUGGGUCCGGCUGAUGGGCAAGCAGAUGUUCGACGCCGUGCCCGAAGAGGCCGGCCAGCGCGAGGAGUGCAUCCGCGAGGCGGUGGGGUUGCUCGAGGCGGUUUGUGCCACGCCGGGAGGGGGCUACAUGUUUAGCUACGUCCGCCUGCGAGUCUUGGCCCGCAAGAUCUGAGCGGGCGGGAUUACGUUGCCGAUUUCUUUUCUGUUCUUUUCUUUUCUUUUCCUUUUAAUUUCUCUUCUCCCUUUUGCUUG